This is a messenger RNA of Cyprinodon variegatus (sheepshead minnow), 2687 nucleotides long. It is a transcript of the gene melk, whose product is annotated as maternal embryonic leucine zipper kinase. The transcript is spliced from 18 exons. Gene Ontology annotation, biological process: microtubule cytoskeleton organization; intracellular signal transduction; protein phosphorylation. The record is from RefSeq and is a predicted model, not a curated record. Bases 159 to 2201 code for a protein of 680 amino acids. Gene Ontology annotation, cellular component: cytoplasm. NCBI's taxonomy places the organism in Eukaryota, Metazoa, Chordata, Actinopteri, Cyprinodontiformes, Cyprinodontidae. Gene Ontology annotation, molecular function: tau-protein kinase activity; ATP binding; protein serine/threonine kinase activity.
AGCGAAAUUCAAACUGGAACCAAACAUCCCAGAGGGAAGGGAUUCUCUACUGUUUGCUUGUUCGGCUUUAUGCUUUCCUCUGUCUUCUGAGAAACGAAGGGGUUCUUGUCGGCGUUGUUGGGCUGAUUAGAGUCGCUGUUGUCGCUGGGAAAAGGAGGAUGCCUGUGGAGAGGACGGAGAACCGCGGAGCCACAGAGCUUCACAAAUAUUAUGAAGUGUAUGAAACUAUCGGCUCAGGUGGCUUUGCCAAAGUCAAGCUGGGCCGACACAUCCUGACAGGAGAGAAGGUGGCCAUCAAGAUCAUGAAUAAAAAAGAUCUGGGGGAUGAUUUACCGCGCGUAAAGGUGGAGAUAGAAGCUAUGAAGAAUCUCAGUCAUCAACACAUCUGCAGACUGUACCAUGUUAUUGAAACCUCUACACAGAUCUUCAUGGUGCUUGAGUAUUGCCCCGGUGGAGAGCUGUUUGAUUAUAUCGUCGCCAAGGACCGACUUUCGGAGCAAGAGACCAGGGUGUUCUUCAGACAAAUUGUAUCAGCAAUGGCCUACGUCCACAGCCAAGGAUACGCACACAGGGACCUCAAACCGGAGAAUCUGUUGAUUGAUGAGGACCAUAACUUGAAGCUCAUAGACUUUGGCCUCUGUGCCAAACCAAAGGGCGGUUUAGGUUAUGAACUGAUGACGUGCUGUGGCAGCCCUGCCUAUGCUGCUCCAGAGCUCAUUCAGGGUAAAGCGUACAUUGGUUCAGAGGCUGACGUGUGGAGUAUGGGGGUGCUGUUGUUUGCUUUACUCUGCGGAUACCUUCCCUUUGAUGAUGAUAACUGCAUGAUCCUAUACAGGAAGAUUACGCGGGGGAAAUAUGAUAACCCAAAGUGGCUCUCACCAGGCAGUAUCCUCCUCCUCAACCAAAUGAUGCAGGUGGACCCCAAGCGCCGCCUGACAGUCAGACAGCUGUUGGACCAUCCCUGGGUGAUAAAGGACUACAACAGCCCUGUAGAGUGGCGCAGCAGGCAGCCGAUCGACUACAUAGAUGAAGAUUGUAUCACUGAGAUGGCAGUCAACAUGAAGCGGUCAAGAGAGAGCACCACAGCACUGGUGAAAGAGUGGAAAUAUGAUCAGAUCACAGCCACUUACCUGCUGCUGCUGUCAAAGAAGCAGAAGGGAAAGCCUGUUCGCCUAAACCGUGAGUCGGCCCUCUGCUUGGACUCUCCUCUGCAUCAGGGACUACAGAAAAGAGAAACUCUUUAUUACAGUGAAGAUGAGGAUGCAGUCAUUAUUGGAUCUUUGGACCUGUGCUCAGACUAUAUUGAUGAUUGUCCAUGGGUGUCAGUCCAACAGCACACACCACAGGCUGGCAAAACUCUGCAAGAUGGAAACAAAGAUAUGAAACUCGUAUCCCCGCUAGUGGAAAAUAGAGAAGUCCACGGCUUGGCAGCAGGAAGGACGGCGACUCCACAACGCAGUGAGAAGAGGGAGGGGCAUCAGGGACGAACCAGUGAGAACAAGGAGAACGUCGCUGAAGAGAAAGGAGUUGAAGCGUUUGCGCUGCCUCCACCCCGGACCCCUGUGUCCAGUAAGAAGAACGCACGUCCAAACAAGAACGUGCUGAACACGGCCAAUCGAAACACUAACAACAACGGUACCAAAGCCUGCCAGGCCACGCCCAAAGGCAGCGAGAGUACAUCAAAGGAGCACAACAAAAAGAGAGCUGCUGAGAACAAGGAGGCCACAAACCUGGAAGUAUUAGCCUUCAGUCCAGAGAGAAGGUCCAGGUCUUUGGACAUGGCUGCCACAGGAGACAGCGGGAAGAAGAAACGUGGAGGGAAGAUGUUUGGCUCCCUGGAAAGAGGCCUGGACAAGGUCAUCACCAUGCUCACUCCGAGUAAAAAACGGGCUCUGCGGGACGCUCCACGGAAGAACAAGGCUCAAUAUAACGUGACCCUGACCAGUCAGACCAGUCCAGAUCAGGUGCUGAACCAGAUCCUCUCCGUCCUGCCUGGGAAAAAUGUCGACUUCACACAGAAAGGGUAUACCCUGAAGUGUCAGACCUGGGAUGACUUUGGGAAAGUGACCAUGGCGUUCGAGCUGGAGGUGUGCCUGCUGCAGAGGCCGGAGGUUGUCGGCGUGCGGCGGCAGAGGCUGAAGGGAGAUGCUUGGGUUUACAAGCAUCUGGUGGAGGACAUCCUUUCUACAUCCAGCAUCUAAGCAGCGUUUUAGCUGUAUAUAGCUGCAACGCUGCCUCUUAUUGACACAAAAGACUUCUCUCUGAGCGGAAAUAGCUUAAAUAAAAUGAUCAUUGUUGGAUAUAUUGAUUCAGAGGAAAAUGUGUACAUUGAUAACUGUAGGUCAGCCGUGUCAGAAUCGUGUAAUAUGUAUUUUAAGAGCUUCUGAAUCCCCUAAUACUCUAUUAAGAUUAAAGUGAUUUCUGUCAGUUGUCUUGAUGCAUAUAAUACAGCAGUGCUUUGCUCUUUAUACCUUCCAGCUGUGUUUUAACAUAUUUUACCUGAUGUUUUUCACCCCAGAAGAUACAACACACAAGCAUUACAUUACAUCAUUGUUCUAUUUAAUGUUAAUGUUUACAGUCGUCUCAAUCGUUUUUCAGUGUUAUAAGUGUCUUGUUUCUGUUUUAUCUUUCAUUCUUAAUAUGUCAUAUUUUAAUUGUUUAAGGUGCAAAAAUAAAUACCUUCUCUU